This is a messenger RNA of Spizellomyces punctatus DAOM BR117, 1638 nucleotides long. Its product is annotated as ESCRT-III subunit protein VPS24. The transcript has 6 exons. The record is from RefSeq and is a predicted model, not a curated record. Lineage: Eukaryota; Fungi; Chytridiomycota; Chytridiomycetes; Spizellomycetales; Spizellomycetaceae. Gene Ontology annotation, cellular component: multivesicular body; ESCRT III complex. Bases 647 to 1291 code for a protein of 214 amino acids. Gene Ontology annotation, biological process: protein transport; late endosome to vacuole transport; endosome transport via multivesicular body sorting pathway.
CAGAUCUUGCGGAUACGCCGCAAAGACAUCAUCCACUAUCAAUUGCUCGGGAGCCCGCAUGUGUUCGAUGUCGUCCAUCAUUUUCCGCAGCUCACUGACUUCAUUUCCAACUUUUUCUUCGGUUUUUUUGGCACUCUCCAGGGCCUUCUUCUUCUCGUCGUCGAUCAUUUUCAACAGACUUUCAACAUCAAAGGCGGGUAGUGGUUUCAUGUUUUCGAUUGCACGUUUGGCUUCAAGGACAACUUUCUUGUUUUUCAGAACGCGAGAGUAAUAAUCAAAGUCGAUGGAAUAUCUUUGCAGCUGCUCUUGAAGUGUCAUCACUUCUUUGACCAAUUCUGUAUGCUGCCGACGGAAGGCAUUGAGUUUUUGAGCGGUUUCAGGACGCAGUUUUUGAGUCACAGAGGCCCAAUUGAUUUUGGAAGCAGCAGUACUGGGUUUAGCUGACAUUUUGUGCUAGAUUUCGGAUCGUUCGAAAGCUUUGGUGUUCCAAGAUUGGUCGUUCACAUCACGUAAAACAUCCGAUCUGCUUUGGUAAUUGCCCCGCCACAUAUACCACGUGCCACACAAGUAUCCCAGCCAGCAGCCGUCUUCGUGUCUCAUCCCGUACACAUCUCCCAGACCAACUGAGCCAGCUUCAACCGCAAAGAUGGCCUCCGUAAUGCAAAUGUUAAUAGGAAAGAGGUUAUCACCCGAGGAACAGGUUAAAAAAUGGCGCCAAACAGUCCGUGCGCAAGAACGUGAACUUGAAAAGAGCAUGCGUGGCAUCGAUGCUGAGGAAGCAAAAGUAAAACGAGCACUCAAACAGGCAGCGAAGCGAAAUGACACCACCUCAUGUAAAUUGUUGGCAAAAGAGAUCGUAAGGAGUAGAAAGGCACGGGACCGACUCUACACCUCAAAGGCGCAAUUGAAUUCUUUGACAAUGCAUAUGCAGCAGCAGCUAGCGACGAUGAAAAUUUCUGGUACACUCCAAAAGAGCACAGAUGUUAUGAAACUCGUAAACAAUCUCGUAAAGCUUCCUGAGAUAUCUUCCAUAAUGUCUGAGAUGGGGGCAGAGAUGAUGAAGGCCGGAAUCAUUGAAGAGAUGAUGCAGGACAGUAUAGAAAUGGGAGAUGAGGAAGGAAUAGAGGAAGAGGCUGAGGACGAAGUGAGCAAAGUUCUUUUCGAGCUUACUGAUGGAAUGCUCGGAGAAGCACCUGGAGCGGUCGGAGCUCCAUUGGAGGAUCAACAACCACAGGCGCAGGAAGAGGAUCUGGAAUCGAUGGCAGCUCGAUUGUCAGCAUUACGAGCUUAACAGCGUCGGCCCAGUUGUCUGUCGUAUUUCUUUCUGAUAAGCUGCAUGUCGUCUUGUGGCGUGGUCGUAGUUUCCGCGAGAUGUGCCGCUGGGGGCCGGCGUCACGCUCAUGAAGGGGUAGUGAUGCAACAUAAUCACGUUGUUACUCAACCCGCUCCAUUAUUCCCUUAUUCUCCCUGUAAAUAUGACAUCGACCCGGCUAUACGUGACAAGAAGCGAGUAUUAUAAUAGAUGCUUGAUUUUUUCUGGAACCACGUCAUCUGCGAUUGCGGACAAUAGUAAAACCAAAUGGUCCCCAAAAUGUGGCAGUAUUUUUCUCUGUUCGGCAAAAAAAAAUAAGGAAAGCA